Labeo rohita (rohu) is the source of this 2238-nucleotide messenger RNA. It is a transcript of the gene dcbld2, whose product is annotated as discoidin, CUB and LCCL domain containing 2. NCBI's taxonomy places the organism in Eukaryota, Metazoa, Chordata, Actinopteri, Cypriniformes, Cyprinidae. The record is from RefSeq and is a predicted model, not a curated record.
UUGAGGAAGUCGAGUAAUAGAUCAGGGAAUGAAGAGCCCGUGUUUGUUCUAACGGUGAGGCGCUCAAGAGUUCAGGAAGCGCCAAUAAAACCAUCCUGAUACUAAACACACACUCACUCGGGCGCACUUAACAGGACUGUGACUCGCGUGCGCGCACGGCUGGAUCGGGACACUUUUGCAUUAUGCAUUCGGACUGCAGGCUGCUGGGAUGGACGCGUCGGUAAUGGUGGGCAGAGGGACCGGAGGGGCUGCGGUCUUCAUCCUGAUCGUCUUCAUCCUACUCCUCGGUGCCAGAAGCUCUCGGGCGCAGAAGGGGGACGGCUGUGGACACACAGUACUGGGUGUGGGCAGUGGGAGCUUGGCGUCUCUGGGGUACCCUCUGUCCUAUCCCUCAAACUCUGUGUGUGAAUGGGAGAUCAGCGUGACCACUGGACACACAAUCAUUGUGCGCAUUACCGAUCUUGACAUAGACACAAGCAACUGCCAGGUGUCUUACCUGCGACUCUAUAAUGGCCACGGACCAGGGCGAACGGAAAUUGUCAAGUUUUGUGGAGGAAAAGAAUGGAGAGACACUGUCAUACAGUCGGAGGGGCAUCAGGUCACAGUGCAGUUCAUGAGUGGACCCCACAACAACGGCCGUGGCCUUUUUCUCUCCUACACCGAAAGUCAGCACACAGACCUCAUCACCUGUCUGGAAAAAGGAGAGCACUUCAGUGAAGCAGAGUUCAGUAAAUUCUGUCCUGCUGGAUGCCUGACUGAUUUCGGAGAGGUUUCGGGAACCAUACCGCACGGAUACAGAGAUUCUUCUCCUCUCUGUCUGGCCGGGAUUCAUGCGGGUGUGGUCUCCAACACUCUGGGGGGGCAAAUCAGUGUGGUCAGCAGCAAAGGCAUCCCACACUAUGAAAGCUCACUGGCCAACAAUGUGACAUCUGUGCCUGGAAAUCUCUCCCCAAGCCUUUUUACUUUCAAGACUAGUGGUUGCUAUGGCACUUUGGGAUUGGAGUCGGGGGUGGUCAGCGACUCUCAGAUCACAGCCUCUUCAGAGUGGGAAUGGGGCGGUCACGGAAAGGAGCCCACUGUCUGGGGCCCCACAGGGGCUCGCCUCAAAACACCAGGACGUCCGUGGGCAGCAGCCAACAGCGACACAAAAGAAUGGAUUCAAGUGGACUUGAAGAAAGAGAAAAAAAUAACAGGUAUUACCACCACUGGCUCCACCCUCCAAGAAUAUCAGUUUUACGUUUCAGCCUAUGAGGUGUUCUAUAGCCAUGAUGGACAGCAAUGGAAACCUUAUCAAGAAGUGGAAUCAGAUAAAAACAAGAUUUUCCAAGGCAACACCAACUAUCUCCAGGAAGUGCGGAACAACUUCAUUCCUCCAAUUGAGGCGCGCUUUAUCCGAAUAUGUCCCUUGCAGUGGCACCAGAGGAUCGCCCUUAAAAUGGAGCUGCUGGGCUGCCAACCUCAUGCAGCGAGGCCAAGAAUCUUCCAUCCACCCCCUCCUCCACCUCGCAGAAAAAGCACAGUGCCCCCCCUACAGGAGAGGACAACGCAAACGCCCAACAUCCGAAACACCACCAUGCCUCCGCACUCUCACGAUGAUGUGGCGCUGGUGGCAGUGUUGGUUCCUGUAUUGGUGGUGGUUCUGACAACACCUGUGUUAGUAAUGGUUUGCUCAUGGCUGUGGAAGAACAGAAAAAGCCCUGAGGUGACUUAUGACCUUCCACACUGGGAACGCACAGUGUGGUGGAAGAGUAUGAAACAGCUGCUUCCCUCUAAAUUGGAUGGAGACGACUGUGUUCGUUACAGUUCCACGGCACGAGUGGACCACCAGAGACCCCGAGUGGAGCCUGCAGAAUACGCCCAACCACUUGUUACCGGUACAAUGGCCUCUCUUGGACAAAGGUCAACAUUUAAGCCUGAAGAAGGAGAAGCCCCCGAGUACGACGCACCUAUUCCCCCGGAACAUUACCACGCUUACGCUGAGCCGCUUCCUGCGUCUGGCACUGAAUAUGCCACACCCAUCAUGAUUGACAGGGCUAACCACCUAUCAGGAGGCACUCUUCCAUUUAGGGGGCGUGGUUUAGUGGCUCGGACAGACAGCAGCCAAUCAGCAAGCUCAGCCUAUGACACACCGAAGAACACAUCUGAUCAAGCCACACCCACAGAAGGAGAGUUGUACCAAGUGCCACAGAAUACCCACAAUGCACCGUGUCAGAAAAAAGACUGACGAAUCACAAAAGA